AUGGAAAACAUAGAAAAGGUUGAUACGAGAGAUCUCGUGGGCACUCGCCCUGGAAACCUAACCACAUCUCGCAUAUUAUCACGCGAAACCACAAAUUCCGAGUAUGGGGACCUGGGGCCUCCUUCAGAUGAUGAGUCUGCCAAAGAGAACCCGCGCAGACGGCGGAAUUCUCUAGCGAAUAGCACCUCUCUGGGUCUUCACCGUACAGUCACACGAAGAGAAACCGCUCUAUCCCGCAUACGAUCGAGAGCACCAAUUGGAAAUUUCGCUCACCCCUUACAACAUGAGAAAACUAGCUUGGACGAGCUGGUUGACUUUGAUGGACCCGAUGAUCCGUAUCGGCCAUCGAAUUGGUCGGUGAAGAAGAAGAUUAUCACAACUGCACUGUACGGCUUUACCACCAUGUCUGCCAGCUGGGCAAGCAGUGCCUACAGCCCUGGAACCCAACAAGUUGCAGAAGAAUUUCAUGUUGGGACUCAGGUGGCGACAUUGGGAACUACCCUGUUCCUGUUCGGAUUCGGUCUUGGGCCUUUACUUUGGGCACCAAUCUCCGAAGUCUUUGGAAGGAAGAAUGCGGUUCUUCCCCCAAUGUUUGCGGCAGCCUGUUUCGCCUUCGCGACUGCCGUAUCCAAGGACAUUCAAUCUGUUAUGAUUACCCGAUUCUGGGCUGGGUUCUUUGCAUCCUCGCCGGUUACGAAUACAGGUGGCGUUGUAGCAGAUCUGUUCUCGUCCUCUCAGCGUGGAAUCGCCAUAGCAAGUUAUGCUAUGGCAGUUGUCCUUGGCCCGGUCUUUGGGCCCAUCGUUGGGGCCGCACUAGUGGUGCAACCGAGUCUUCGCUGGCGCUGGACAGAAUAUCUGACUGGCAUCCUCCAGCUCGCCAUUCUGGUGCUGGAUGUGAUCUUCUUGGAUGAAUCAUACCCUCCGCGCCUUUUGGUAUACAAAGCCCGACGUCUCCGCCACCAGAGUGGCAACUGGGCACUCCAUGCCAAGUUCGAAGAAUGGGAUGUAUCAAUCCAAGAACUGGCCAGGAAAUUUUUGGUACGGCCUUUCCAGUUGUUGACGACACCCAUUUGCGCACUUGUCGCCCUAUAUGCGAGCUUCUGUUACGGGAUCUUGUACAUGCAGCUUGGUGCGAUCCCAAUCAUUUUUGCUGAACAUCGUGGCUGGAAGCAAAUUCCUUCCGAACUUCCAUUCCUAGCUAUCCUUGUCGGAACCGUAAUAGGAGCAGCCAUUAACGUCUGGAAUCAAUUUCGGUAUAACAAGAUCGCACAUAAAUUGGAGAAGAGUGUUGUCCCCGAAGCCCGCCUACCACCUAUGGCGUUUGGCUCCGUACUAUUCUCUGCUGGGAUGUUUACGACCGGGUGGACGGCAGAUCCAAGAUACCCUUGGAUUGCUCCAGUUAUCGGUCUUGGCAUGACUGGUAUUGGAUUCUUUACAAUAUUUCAAGCUGCACUGAAUUAUCUUGUUGACACGUUUCAGAAAUAUGCUGCCAGUGCUGUCGCGGCAAACACCUUCCUUCGCAGUUGCUUCGCGGGAGCCUUUCCGCUCAUUGUGGGACCCUUGUAUCAUAAUGUCGGUAUACCUUGGGGAUCGAGCAUCUUUGGAUUUUUCUCCAUGGCUUUGAUUCCUGUGCCCUUCUUCUUCAUGGCAUAUGGCGAAAGGAUAAGGGCAAGGAGCGAAUGGAGCAGAUUUUAG
Exophiala aquamarina CBS 119918 is the source of this 1695-nucleotide messenger RNA. RefSeq lists its product as uncharacterized. Bases 1 to 1695 code for a protein of 564 amino acids. Gene Ontology annotation, molecular function: transmembrane transporter activity. The record is from RefSeq and is a predicted model, not a curated record. The transcript is spliced from 4 exons. Lineage: Eukaryota; Fungi; Ascomycota; Eurotiomycetes; Chaetothyriales; Herpotrichiellaceae. Gene Ontology annotation, biological process: transmembrane transport.